Lytechinus variegatus (green sea urchin) is the source of this 1540-nucleotide messenger RNA. RefSeq names its product methyltransferase-like protein 27. The transcript is spliced from 5 exons. The coding region runs from base 173 to 877 and encodes 234 amino acids. Gene Ontology annotation, molecular function: S-adenosylmethionine-dependent methyltransferase activity. The record is from RefSeq and is a predicted model, not a curated record. NCBI's taxonomy places the organism in Eukaryota, Metazoa, Echinodermata, Echinoidea, Temnopleuroida, Toxopneustidae.
GAGUACAACAGAUCAUUCAAAUACCGUGAACAAGCUGCAUUGCUAUAAUAUUCUGUAAAAAUCCUUUAUAAACCAGCGAUACAUACAUUGCGUACUAUUCUGCGGCUCGGCAUAUACACGCGCACAAGCUAGAAAGUCUGUCUCAGUUCCGCUAAAAAAAGGUUUACCCGACAUGGCAAUAGAGAUGCCAAUUGACAAGAUUGCCGAGGCCUUCACCAUCGGAAUUGAGCAGGGGCCAAAGGAACUGGAGGAUUAUUACGAUAAAUGGGCGGUAGAUAAAUCAGCAGAAAACUACGAUCAGGUUCUAAAAGAGGCUGGGUAUGUAGGACCUGCCGCUGUUGCUUCUAUACUCAACAGACUUGUGCAGGAUAAGACAAAGAAGAUUCUUGAUGUUGGAUGUGGAACAGGGAUGGUCGGUGAAGAGCUUGCUAAACUGGGUUUCAGCAAUGUUUCUGGAGUAGACCCAUCGCAAGAAAGCCUCAAUGCAUGUAAAACCAAAGGAGUUUAUAAAGAGUUGAUCCACAGCUACGUUGGACCUGUGCAACUAGAGAUUGAAGAAAAUUCCUUUGAUGGAGCCGUAUCAAGCGGUACCUUUCUUCCUGGUCAUUGCGAUGGGACGUCAUUAAAAGAAGUGGUUAGACUCGUUAAACCAGGUGGAGCCAUCGUGAUUGCGACAAGGAAAACAUGGUACAUGGAGAAACCAGGGGAAUGGAAUUAUGCCAAAUGGUCACCUGUCCCGAAUCAUCCAAAGGAAUUCAAUUUUCGAGCUGCCUCCGACGAACUCGUCUCGGCGAAAAAGUGCACUCUCGUCUACGAAGAGAUCCCGUCUUACGCCGAGGGAGAAAUGGGAAUAGGAUUGGUGUAUACAGUUCUCUGACGUCACAUAGCACCUACCAUCUCGUAAUCCACUCUGUAGUGACAAAGCUGGACAAACUUUUUGACAAGUUGAGAUACGACUGUCUGAGAACACAAAAUAAAUGCACAAUGGGCAUACAUUGUAGAAAGAAUAAGAAAGGUGAAUAAAAAAUGAACCAAACAUUUAUGAUUACAUCCUGGUCAGUAUGCAAAUGAGGGGAUGAUAUCACCUCACUAUUUCUUUAGUAUUUUAUUAUUAUGAAAAACAUUGAAGGCAGAAGCCAAAAAUUUUAGAGGGGGCCACCACACAAUUUUUUGACAUGAAAAAAAAUUAUCGAAAACAAAUUACAGGGGAGCUGCAGGAAAAAAAUGACAAGCCCCCCCCCCAAAAAAAAAAAAGACACCCCCGCUCCCCCCCGCCGCCUAUGAUGAAAUAUGUAAUAUUUUAAUUUUCUUCUCAUUGCCAGUGUGAAGCAAAGGUUUAUAUCUCUCUGAAAAUAAGUGUAUAGCAUUGUUUUAACAUUUUGUGGUUCAGUCAAGUUGGCCCUUUAAAUCUAUAACUAAAGCAAUAAAAACGAAAGAAAUAGUGAGUGGGAACAUCAUCGAAUCGAUUAUCACUGAAUUAUGCAUGGAAUUAGAAUAUUUAGAAUAUAACUUUCUUAUUUGACAUCCGAUUUCGAUGAAA